This is a messenger RNA of Mesocestoides corti, 1761 nucleotides long. The record is from the annotation of a GenBank genome assembly. Lineage: Eukaryota; Metazoa; Platyhelminthes; Cestoda; Cyclophyllidea; Mesocestoididae.
AUGGAUUAUAUUUCAUCCCCUGACUUCCUUCAAGAUGAUGACGAUGAAUCGGGAAUGUCUGAACGGGCACCAAAGGCACGAGACGGUAUUAUUUUUCUGUUAGAUUGUACAACCACCAUGGUUUCUGACAAUUUGACUGAAGCGUUUUCCAUAGAGGGCGCUGAAACAGGUCUAAAACUUGCUCUCUCAUGUUGUGAGAUCUUCAUGAAAAACAAAGCCGUAAGCAGUGCCGGUGACAUGAGUGGUGUUGUGUUCAUGAGGACGAACCUGAACUUCGUUGAUGCGCCACGUAUUCUGGAAAUUAGAAAACUUCGUCAGAUGUCCUCAGAGAAGUUUGCUGAAGUGUAUGGAAGUCUUCCCGCAGAAGAAAGCUUUCCUGUUCACGAAGCGCUUUGGGCUUGCCAGACAAUGUUUAGCAAAGUCUAUGCUGAAAAAGACGGUUUUAUUUGCCUAAAUUUCUUCAUGUUAUUUUUCAACACUCUUAGAUCGUUCUCAUUAGGCUACAAACGCAUUUGGUUGUUCACAGACGACCAUAAUCCAGUUGGAAAUAAAGCCCAACUGCAGCGUCAGGCAAUUUUAAAGGCGGUUGAUUUGCGACAGAGCGGAAUCGAACUUGAGGUGUUGCCUGUUUCACGUGAACGUGAAUUUUUCUGUAUGGAGACAUUCUAUGGGCAACUUCUCCAUGAUGAACCUGACGUGGAUUCGCUUCCUACAAAUCUUACUCAACGCAUCGCCGAUCUGCUCUCUCAUGGAAGUUCUCUCGAGCCGAGUCGUCGUCGCGCAAGUCGUUUGCCGUUCUUUCUGGUCCCUUCAACAGCCCAGGCGUUGACCACUGAGGGGGAGCCGAGUCAUGCUCUCGCCUUCGGUGUCUCGAUUUACUGCCUUGUGCGGCCCGCCGUGCGCCCCAGACCGGUACGGCUGUUUGCACCAGCAAAUGAGUUGGUCACGGUGAAACGUCGAUACUACAAGGUUUGCAACGAUGCUCAUCCACACCGAGGUGUCUGUACGGACCCUGAAAACAUUGUCCUACCUCAAGACCUCGUAAAAGGGCUUCGAGCAGGCAGUCGCACGGUCUAUUUUGAAAAUGCCGAACUUUCUGGUCGUUCAAGGCAAUUCGUGGCUGUUGGCAUCCACCUUCUCGGGUUUAAGCCGCUCAAGAGACUGAAGCCGUGGUAUCACUUGAGAGCAGCUCAGUUUGUCUACCCGGAUGAGGGACUAGCGAAGGGCAGUACCCUAUGGUUCACGACUCUUCUGUCUGUUUGUCUUAGGAGACAGAUUUUCGCAAUUGCGCUUUACGUGCAGCGUCGGGGCAUGCCUCCUCGCUUGGUUGCGCUUGUUCCACAGGCGGAGAAGCUGAACGAAAACCGCUCUCAAAUUGUAAGCUCGGGAUUUCACCUAGUCCACCUUCCCUAUCAGGAGGAUGUCAGGCAGUUGACAUUACCGAAAUCCGCACCAGACCUGGUAGCGAAUCCACGUCUUCAAAGGCAUUACGCCGAACUGGAAGCCCUGGCGCUAGAGUUGCCCAGCCCCAAGGAGGUACCCGACCACACACUGCCAAAUUUUCAGCAAAUAAAAGAACGUGCCGGAAAGGAAAUCGAGGCAUUUGCUGCACUUUUGCAUCGUCAUGCGUCUUUUGAGGGCCAGCUUUCUUCUUCAUUGGCCAAGAAGGUGGCCCAUUCACCAAGCACGCUGGCAGCCGCUGAGCUUCGAAAUGACAGCCCUGGAUCUUCUGAGGCGAUCGACUGCAUCCCACAUCGAUAA